AUGUCAUCCAACUUGUUCAAAAGCACAGUCAAUGAGUACCUAGAGGACCUUCCAGAGAAUGUUCAAUCAAAGCUAUACGAAGCAUCAGCAACAUGUCUAUCCAUAUAUAGACUUCUAUCCCCCAUGGCCAAGUUUUACAUCAUGUCCAUGGUUUUCAAUGAAAAAUCAAUAGCAAUGAGAGACUUGACGAAAUGGUGUAAGCCACUGGCAAAAAAGAUGGAGUUUGAGGCAUUGAAACGGUUGGAGUCGUUGCAUCUAAUUGAAUACGAUAGCAAAGGAGCACAUGUUCGGUUGAAUUCCAUCUUUCGAUCAAACUUUCGAGAUUGUCUCACCGGGUCGCAAGACCCCAACGCCUUUGGAAGUAUAAGCACAGAUGAUGAUGCAGACAAAGUAGAUAUUGCAUUUCUCGACAAGUUUGCUUCACAUGAAUGGGAAACGAUUUUGCACUUUAUGGUUGGUACAGAAGGUACACCAGCACCAUCGGGCUCUGUCCUAAGCUUGUUAAAAUUAGGUGGUCUUAUGGAAGGCGAUGCAAAUUUGAAUAUCACAAAUACAGGGUUUCAAUUUCUUUUGCAAGAUGUGAAUGCCCAAAUAUGGACAUUACUUCUACAGUACCUAAAUCUAACAUCCGAGUUGAAUAUGAACCCAGUGGAUGUUUUAAAUUUUAUUUUCAUCCUUGGGUGUUUGGAACUAGGCAAAAGUUAUUCAGUGUCGAGUUUAAGCGAGACUCAAGUGAGUAUGCUUGCCGACUUGAAAGAUCUCGGACUAGUAUACCAAAGAUCGGACACCUCAAAUAGGUUCUACCCAACUCGGCUAGCUACAACGCUUACAUCAGAUUCAUCGGCAUUGAAAACUCCAUCUAUGGCUGUAGAGCAGGCUUUGGAAGAAAAUGAAGGUCAAAUGAUGACCUCUAAUAGCCGAGAAUCAAUCAUCAUUGAAACCAACUUUAAGAUCUAUGCAUACACCAACUCACCGUUGGAGAUUGCAAUCCUUAAUUUAUUUGUUCAAAUGAAAACGAGAUUUUCAAAUAUGGUCUGUGGUCAGAUCACACGAGAAUCUAUCAGGAAUGCAUUAUAUAAUGGAAUAACGUCUGACCAAAUUAUCAAGUUCUUGGAAACGCACGCUCACCCUCAAAUGCGUGCCUUGGCUAAGGAAAAGUUGGAUAAAAAGGUGGAGUUUGAUGCCAGUCAUAACAUCAAUACCGCUGGUGGUGCACCUCAAAGUAAGACUGACGGAGCAAUAUCCCAACACAAAUUGGAGGUGAUUCCGCCUAAUGUUGUUGAUCAGAUCAAACUUUGGCAAUUGGAACUUGAUAGAAUACAGACAGUCGAGGGUUACUUGUUCAAAGAUUUUGCCAAUCAGCAAGAAUAUGACAUGUUGUCGAAUUAUGCAACGGAAUUGGGAGUGUUAGUAUGGGGUGAUAAGGUCAAGCGAAAGUUUUUUGUAACAAAAGACGGUAUGGCACAGGUUGCAGACUAUGCCAAUCGAAAACUAAGAGGCUAA
Molecule: messenger RNA, 1503 nt
Organism: Lodderomyces margitis
Lineage: Eukaryota; Fungi; Ascomycota; Pichiomycetes; Serinales; Debaryomycetaceae
Product: TFIIH/NER complex subunit
Exons: 1
Coding region: 1-1503 (500 amino acids)
Biological process (GO): nucleotide-excision repair
Cellular component (GO): transcription factor TFIIH core complex; transcription factor TFIIH holo complex
Molecular function (GO): double-stranded DNA binding; ATPase activator activity
Source: RefSeq, a predicted model, not a curated record